UAUGAAUCCAACCCAGUUAAGCAGCGAAGCCGAGGCCGGGGCUAUAACUGAAAGUCGACCUCAACUGACAAAGCAGUCGCUGUGGACAGCUGUGGGGCAAGUUCUUUUCUAGAAACCGACUUCCCACAAGCCUUCUGCAGGGGGGAAAUGGCCCGGGUGGUGAUUAGGCACCAGAUAGAAACCCCGGUCCGUUACCAGGGGCACUUUGCCACCCGGAGCUUGGAAGACUGCAGACUGGAUCACGCCUUAUAUGCUUUGCCCGGCCCAGAGAUCGUCGACCUGGGCCCAGGUAGGCCUGUAGGAGAGGCCCAAGAUGAAGAGAGGAGGCCGGAACGGAGCAGACCCCGUUUUCAGGUCUUAGUGGACGUGGUCCAGUUCUUCCCCGAAGAUGUUCUCAUCCAGACUUUCGAAGGCUGGCUUCUAGUCCGAGCUCAGCACGGGCCCAGGAUGGACGAACACGGUUUCAUCUCGAGGAGCUUCACCAGACAGUAUAAACUCCCGGAUGGAGUCGAGACGAAGGAUCUCUCCGCUCUCUUCUGCCAUGACGGGGUUCUGGUCGUAGAGGUGAAAGGACCAGAGGGACCUGUUGACACGUCCACGGAGGCGGCUAUCACGAGAUGAUGGUCCGUCUCUCUACGCCGCUCGGACUAUGAGAUGAAAUGUCAGCUCGCCCCUUGCAGCGUCAGCUAUCACCACAGAUUAAAGAAAUCCUGGAUUACCUCUCUU
Messenger RNA from Tachyglossus aculeatus (Australian echidna), 726 nucleotides. It is a transcript of the gene HSPB3, whose product is annotated as heat shock protein family B (small) member 3. Bases 148 to 621 code for a protein of 157 amino acids. The transcript has a single exon. Lineage: Eukaryota; Metazoa; Chordata; Mammalia; Monotremata; Tachyglossidae. The record is from RefSeq and is a predicted model, not a curated record. Gene Ontology annotation, cellular component: nuclear speck; cytoplasm.